Molecule: messenger RNA, 540 nt
Organism: Beta vulgaris subsp. vulgaris (sugar beet)
Lineage: Eukaryota; Viridiplantae; Streptophyta; Magnoliopsida; Caryophyllales; Amaranthaceae
Exons: 1
Coding region: 1-540 (179 amino acids)
Source: RefSeq, a predicted model, not a curated record
AUGCGGCUCAGACAGACAAACAAUGACAAGGAUAAUAGAGAUCUUGCAGACUUCUGCAAAUGGGUGCUAGAUGUAGGAGAUAGAAAGAUAAAGGCAACCUCAAAGGAAGAUGAGGAGGAUCCUAUGUCGAUAGAAAUACCCGAAGAUCUGUUGAUAAAGAGUGAUGAAGAUCCCAUAGUUGCAUUAGUGCAUGAAGUUUACCCUGGAAUAUUGGAAAACCACAUGGAUCCAAGGUACCUCCAACAAAGGGAAAUACUAGCUCCUAAAAAUGAAAUGGUGGACACCAUAAACAAACACAUUCAAGCACUGAUUCCUGGAGAGGAGAUGGUGUACAAGAGCGCAGAUAGAGUGUGUCGAACAAUGAUAGGAGAAAGAAAUCUCGAAGCAUUGUACCCAACUGAGUUCCUUAAUAGCCUUAAGUUCCCGGAGGUGCCAAAUCAUGAGAUACACAUAAAGGUGGGAUGCCCUAUUAUGUUGUUGAGAAACAUCAACCAAAGAGAUGGCUUGUGUAAUGGCACACGCCUUAUCGCCACAAGAUAA